UGUCAUGUUCAUUUCCUAAACGCUCUCAGCCAAGAGCAGAACAUUGCAGUUUAGUGUGUGUGUUUGUGUGUGUGUGUGUGUGUGUGUAUAUAUAUUUAUAUAUAUAUAUAUAUGUGUGUGUUUUAUUCAGAGAGGAAAAUGUUCCUGUUGACAUACACACUGAUGUUCAUCUGUGCAGUCGUGUACGAGUGUCACGCUGAGCAGAAGCUGAGAUGUUCCUACAACUCCAAGAAUAAAGGCCUGCAGAGAAUUUGGUGUAAAAAGGACGAAAAUAAUCAGAACUGCUGCUCAGGUUUCUCCUUCAAUUCAGGGGAAAAUGAGCUGGGCAGCGGGAGUCUGAGCGUGCAGGAGGAUGACCAGGGCUUCAACGUGUCUGUGAACAGUCUGCCUCAGGGGGCCGGAGUUUACUGGUGCGGCCUGAAGAAUGGCUCCGGCACCAUCAUCAAACUGGCCGAGAUUGAGCUCCACAGUGAGUCUGCUCAGAGUCCGAUGGAUUUGGUCUGGAGCAUCAUGCGCUGGCUGCUCUUCAUCCUGCUCAUGCUGUCAGUGAUUUCAACUCACAUGUGCUGCAGCAGGAGAAAGGCAAAGGUAAAUUACGUCUCCUGACACUGAUACACGUACAAACAUAUACGUCUGCACAAGUAUACAUUCAUGAAGGUGCAGUUCUAGUCGACAUUCCUGGCAUACAUUUUUUAAAAUAUCAGAUAUCAAGUCAAAUAUUUUCAGUUUUACGUUUUCACAUUUCUGAAAUUAGUAUACAUGAUUUACCGAAAAUAUCAUUAACCAGAACUGCAUUACUCAUGAAUAAAAUCAUUAUCAAAUUGACAGUUGUAUGCAAAAGUUUAGGCACCCCACGCCAAUUUACAUAUUUUGUUACGUUUUUAAGCGAAACAAUAUAAACACAAUCUCUGCAGCAUACAAUUUCUAAAAAUAACAUGUUUUCUGCAGAUAUUAAUGUAGUUGCUUGAGAAAAAAAUAGCAAUUGUGGCAUUGAAGUUUGUACACCAUUCCAGCUGUAAAGUCUCAGAACUUAAUUUAGAUCUUAACUGAUUCAUUUAUGACUCGUUGGUCAGGUCAAGGAAUGUCAUUAGAGCAUAAACAAUAAAUUAUUUCACUUCAAACCUUGUGCUAACACUCAACCAGCUUCUCUUAUUUUUUUUUUUUAUUUUAAUUUUUCAACAAAUUAUGUCAUUUUCGGCCAGAGUGCCCAAACUUUUGCAUACAAUAGUAUGUAGGAUUAUUAUGAACACAUAAUUUUUGGUAAUAAAUUGAGAGAUUUAAUCGAAUCUGUAACUACAUAACUGUUAUUUUGUUUCAGGAGUGAGGCGUACGAUAUGAAAGUGUCCACAUGGAAGACAGGCUUUUAAUGCAGAGAGGCUGUUGAGAAGAAUGAUCUAGUCCAAAACUAACUUAUAUUUUGUGUAUAAAGCUUUAAAAUGUAUAUGUAUAUGUGUGCAUGUGUGUGUGUUCUUUUUAAGUAAGAAAUCAGAUCUCAGAUUAUGACUAAACCUUUUUUUAACCCUGUAGUUACCCACACACAUCGUAUAUAUAUAUAUAUGUAUAAAAUGUGUGUGUGUGUGAUCUCAGUGACUUGACUUUUACCAUGGCGAUGUUGUUUUCACCCACAACAGUCUCUAGAGUUUACACAGAAAGGUGCAGGGGAAAAAAAAAAUUCAAGACGCGACAGUUCUGCGAGCGGAAAUGCCUUGCUGAUGAAAGAGGUCAGAAGAAAAUAGCCAGACUGGUUCGAGCCAACAGGAAGACUACAGUAACUCACAUAACCGCUCUGUACAACUGUGGUGAGCAGAAAAGCGUCUCAGAACACAUUGAAGCGCGAUGUGGAUGGGCUACAACAGCAGAAAACAGGAAACUGUCAACCAAGAACAGGAAAUGGACAGUUGAACAUCUGGAAAAAGACGAAGUGAUAUUCUUCAACUGUCCAGUUUCAGUGAGUCUGUGCCCACUGUAGCGUUCCUGUUCUUGGCUGACAGGAGCAGAAUCUGAUGUAGUCUACUGCUGUUGUAGCCCAUCUGCCUGAAAUGCUUUUCUGCUCAUCACAGCUGUAUAGAGUGAAUAUGCAGUAACCCAUCCCAUCAGCUCUGGUCAUUCUUGUCCAGUAUACACACGCAGUACAUAUAGUAGGAAGCCACAGGAUUUAAAACGGUGAUGCUUACAUAACAGUGUUUUCGUCAGUUUUAAGAAAGUAGAAAUGUUUUUUGUCUUGAAUGCUAAGUGUCAUUUUCAUGUAAAACCACAUCUCCAGAUCUGAUCUAAAAUCUAAUCACCCUGUUUUUUCCUCCUCACGAAAUGUACAAUAUGCUUUUGAGUAACCAUGACCGUAUUAAUGGAAAGUAAUGGAGGGGGAAAAAAAGCAACCGAAGGUGUGCUGGCUUAAAAAAAUAUUUUUAGCAUCAGUUGCUGUAAUGCUGAAAUGUAACGAGGGAGUGAAAACUGUAUCUAUCAAGCUGUUCAUUUCAAUUAAAGUGCAAUAUAAUGGUGAGAAAUUA
Molecule: messenger RNA, 2507 nt
Organism: Pangasianodon hypophthalmus (striped catfish)
Lineage: Eukaryota; Metazoa; Chordata; Actinopteri; Siluriformes; Pangasiidae
Exons: 4
Coding region: 112-606 (164 amino acids)
Source: RefSeq, a predicted model, not a curated record